Leptopilina heterotoma is the source of this 2431-nucleotide messenger RNA. RefSeq lists its product as uncharacterized. Bases 124 to 2148 code for a protein of 674 amino acids. The transcript has 3 exons. The record is from RefSeq and is a predicted model, not a curated record. Lineage: Eukaryota; Metazoa; Arthropoda; Insecta; Hymenoptera; Figitidae.
CGCACUUGUGUCGUUAAAGAGCCUUUCAACAACAAAAAAGACAGAAAGUAAACAAGAAAAUUUAAUUAAUAAUUCUUUCGAUAGAAGAGAAAAAUUAUGACGAAUUUUUAAUUUAUUCAGAUAAUGAAAAUGCCCAAAAAAGGAAAGAAGCUCAAAUCCGAGCCACUCGAACGAAAAAAUAUAAAAACCGAUUUGACUGCAUCGAAUUAUAAUAAUUCCACUAUAAAAAUUGAUCCGGAUUCAAGUCCAUCUUACAUAAAAGAUGAUCCCUUUAUCGAUCUCUCGUCCGAUUUAGACAACCAAAUAAAUUUCGACUUUAAACAAUUCAACGAGGAAAUCGAUUUGAAUGCCGACGACUCUCUAAAUCAAUAUGAAGAGAACACAAUAUCAGAAGAAUCCGAAGCAACGCCAGCAAAUAAAUCAAAUUCACCAAAGAAGAGAAAAAAAUUAUCACCCACCGAAGAAUCCGCCAUGAGACAACAAAAACUCAUAACAAAUCAUCCCGUACGCAAAGGCUGCGAUAAUUGUCGUCUAAAAUGUAAUAUACGAAUAACAGCCGAAAUGCGUGACAAAACAAAUAAAGAAUUUUGGAGUUUAAUUGGCCUCGUGAGACGACGAUGCUUCAUAUUAAAUCUCGUGAAACGUUGCGAUAUCAAAAGACGUACUUCCGACGUCACUCACAAAAAACGCAACAACGUCUUUAUGUACUACGUCAAGGACAAUAACAAUAAAGAACAACAGGUCUGUAAAACAUUUUUUCUCACCACCCUCGGUUUUAAGCCAUCAAACGAUAGUCUUAUUCUAAAUACAAUGCACAGUGUCGACAAGGAAACUUUGGAGCCAAAAAUGGAUAUGCGGGGAAAAAUAAAGAAUGCCAAAAAAAUGGAAUCGAGAAAUAAGGCAGUUCAGGAGCACAUUCAAAGUUUUCAUCCAUGCGUGGCAAAUUUCCAAAGAGACGAUCUUCCAAAUAAACGAUAUCUUCCCAAUGAUUUGACAAUUAAAGAUAUGCACGCCGAUUUUAUGCGGAAAUAUUCCGAAGGCCGUGCUUGCUCCUACGAACUCUAUCGAAGUCUACUCAUCGAAAUGAACAUUACCUUCGCUAAAGUUGGGACUGACGAAUGUGACUUGUGCGAGACUUUCAACAAACACCACUCGAAUCACGAUAAAAAUAAUCUUGCUCCCGAUUGUGAUCUUUGUGACAAAUGGUCAAUGCACAUAAAACGUGACUCUGAGGCGAGAAAUAAAUAUCAAACACUCUAUUCCGAGGCUGCUUACAAUCAGGAUUCGGCCUACUACACAACGGAUAUGCAAAAACCUCUACUUCUACCGAAACUCGAUUCAUCGUUAAUAUUCACAAGAAGACUCGUGACAUUCAAUCAGAGUUUCAUUCCCCUGGGAAUUAUUGAAAGUAACAUAAGACCAAUUGUUUUUCUCUGGCACGAGGCAAUCGCCGGUAGACAAGAGGAGGACAUAAUUAGUGUCUUCCAUCAAUUUUUUCUUGAAUUACGCGACAAACGAAGAAUUGUCCUCUGGCUCGACGAUUCCUAUCAUCAGAUGAAAAAUUGGAAAUUUCUCUCCUACCUCCUCUAUAUUGUCAAUUCAAAUGACAUUGAAACUGAAUGUGUGGAGAUUUAUUAUUUUGAAUCGGGACAUAAUCCAUCGACGGAAUCAUUUUUCCAUCAAAUUGAGGUGUCAUUGAAACGAAAGGGGAAAAUUUAUGAUUUCAAAGAUUUUGAGAGUGCUGUAAGGCAGGCGAGUACGAGAAAUCCGGUAUUAAAAUCACUGACGCCUUGGGAUUUUCGUGAAUUCAAGGAUUUAUCGUCACCGCAAAAAUUGAAGACAUUAAUAUCGAAGCCAUUGAUGAAUGAUAUUCGAUAUUUGACGGCAAUGAGGGGAAGUUAUAUUCUCAAGUAUCGAAUGAAUUAUGAUGAUAAUGUUGAUUUGGCUGAUUUGAAUUUUUUACAAAUGAAAAUAACGAAAUUUGGUUUUACGAGGCCGGAUAUUGUUGGGGCUUUCCGUGGAAUACCGGACGAUAAAAAGAAGGAGAUUCUCGAUAAUUUAGUCAAGGAUAUGCCAAUUAGUAGGCGUCAAUUUUGGUAUGAUUUACCCGAAGGCGAUUUUCUCGAUCUUAUCGAUAAUUAUAGUUAAAAGAACCGCUUUUUUUCGAAAUUUCAAUCUAAUUUUGAAAUUACAAUUUCGAUGAAUUAUUGAAAAUUCAACGACUGAGCCAAAUUUUUAUAAAAAUAAAAAUAUAAACACGUAAUACAAAUAACUUCUUAUUAGUGAUGAGAAUGAAAUUAAUUUACCAGGAACUAUGAAUAAAUUAAUUUAAUUAAUAGUGAAAUUAUUAAUUAAUCAGUAGUUAAUUAAUUUUCACACGCGACAGAGAGUAAUAGAAAAUACGUUUUUUUGAAAAAAAAAUUUUUUCUCG